Ostrinia furnacalis (Asian corn borer) is the source of this 2113-nucleotide messenger RNA. RefSeq names its product zinc finger protein 605-like. Gene Ontology annotation, molecular function: DNA-binding transcription factor activity, RNA polymerase II-specific; RNA polymerase II cis-regulatory region sequence-specific DNA binding. The transcript is spliced from 2 exons. The coding region runs from base 5 to 2113 and encodes 702 amino acids. Gene Ontology annotation, biological process: regulation of DNA-templated transcription. NCBI's taxonomy places the organism in Eukaryota, Metazoa, Arthropoda, Insecta, Lepidoptera, Crambidae. The record is from RefSeq and is a predicted model, not a curated record.
UCGGAUGUUAAAACGCCAGAAGAAGCUUGAUUUGGCCCAACUUAUCACUACCAUCGUCACCAAGUCAACCCUGAUGCCCUUCAGGUGGCACGGCGGGAAAUACAUGUGCUUUUAUUGCUGCACGCAUUUUGUAGACAGUUCGAAACUCAGAGAGCAUCAAGAAACCCACCCUGAUGUGGAUAUAAACGAAAUUUUAUUAAGGACAGUUUACAAAGAAUCGUUAUUUCGAAUCAAGCUAGACGUAACCGAAAUCUGGUGCACGGAAUGUCCAGAGGAACUGCAGUCUUUCGAAGAAUACAUCGAACACUUGUCGACCCACCACGACAUUACUUUCGAGAAAGCCAUCAUAUCUCGGUGCGAGCUCUUCAAACUGACGGAUGAAGUUCUAAACUGCCUACAAUGCGAGGAGACCUUCAACCACUUCGGUCACCUUUUAAACCAUAUUCAUCAAAGUCACAUAGACGCGGAUAAGCAUAAAUUCUUGUGCGAGAUCUGUGGGCAAGGAUUCGCUGACAAAUGGGUGGUUGCCACGCACAUUAAACACGUUCACCGGUUACAGCAGUGCAAAUACUGUCCAGAGGUAUUCCAGACCCAGUACGCGAUGGACAAACACGUCGGCACCGUCCAUAAGACUGAGAAAUUCAAAUGUCCUAUGUGUCCAAAGAUUUUGCCUACAAGGUACAUGAAGAAGCGUCAUCUAGCCAUGGCCCACGAUUGCAAGAGCGCUCAGCUUACUUGUGAUCUUUGCGGAGUUGUUUUUACAAGGAACAACAAACUUGUGAUGCAUAAAAAGAGGGUUCAUUUCAAGGAGAAGAACGUGGCGUGCGAUGUCUGUGGAGGCUUCUUUUUCGAUGCGGACUCGUUGAAGAAACACCAGAUAAGUCACAGCCAGGACAAACCGUUCCAAUGUGAUAUAUGCCCGAAGAGUUUUAAGAGGAAGAGUGGGCUAGCUAUGCAUAUCUCUCAAUGUCAUGCGACUGAAGAGAAGGCGGAUAAUGAAGAUUUAUCUGUUCCAGAAACUGGAUUCCGGCUGAGUCUCCCCUCGCUCGACGGCGAGCGAACAGCGCAGUGGGCUCUCAGGAACCUGGUCGCUGUCAUCGUCCAGCACUCCACGAUCAUGCCCUUCAGAUGGUCCUCCAAUAAGUUCAUGUGCUUCUACUGCUGCUGCCCUUUCCACGAAGUGACCAAACUUAAAUCUCACACCCUUAUAGAACACGAAAACGCAAAGCUGCAAACCAUUUUGAUGCUAGCCAAAACCAGCAGUCGCCUAAAGUUAGACGUUUCGGAAAUAUCUUGCAGGAAAUGUCCCAAAAGUCUUCGCAAUUUGGACGAAUUUCUUGACCACGCUGCAUCGGCGCAUGAUCUGGAAUUCAAUAGGGAAAGCAGCAAAACGUUUCUGUGCUUCAAACUGUCUGAUGAAGGGAUGAGUUGCUUGGACUGCGAUGAACGGUUCCAAUUCUUCGGCACUCUUUUGACACACACGCACAAAUACCACAAUAAAUGUAACUCGUUUUUGUGCGAAAUCUGCGGGCAAGGUUUCGUAUCACAAGCCCAUGUAGCUCAUCAUUUAAAAAAGUGCCAUUCUGAGGGAGAAUGCGUGAAAUGUCAGAAGAAAUUCCGGACGCAAUAUGCUUUGACACUCCACAACGAAAAGGAGCAUCGAACUUGGAAGUGCCCAAAAUGCACUGAAGUGUUAGGAAGUAGAUAUUUGAGGAAACGUCAUAUGGCGCUGGCGCAUGACGUUGGCAACAAUAUUUUUAAGUGCGACGAGUGCGAAAAGAUAUUUGUGUUGAGACACAAGCUUAUUGAGCACAAAGCGAGGAUCCAUUUGAAGGAGAAGAAGAUGGAAUGUCCUAUCUGUGGAUUUAAGGUCUUCAAUAAAGAGUUGCUAAAACGUCACAUGGUCAGGCAUGAUGAUACAAGGCCGUUUGAGUGUGAUAUAUGCAAGAAGACGUUCCAAAGAAAGAAAACCUUGGAUUUCCAUCGGCGGAUCCACACGAACGACAAGCGAUACGUUUGCAAAGACUGCGGCAAGUCGUUCGUGCAAGUGGCCAGCUUGAAGUUGCACAUUAAAGUGCAUCAUACCAGCAAUGAAACUGCUUCCUGGAACUAA